Molecule: messenger RNA, 1487 nt
Organism: Chelonia mydas (Green sea turtle)
Lineage: Eukaryota; Metazoa; Chordata; Testudines; Cheloniidae
Product: ribonuclease
Exons: 2
Coding region: 662-1111 (149 amino acids)
Molecular function (GO): nucleic acid binding
Source: RefSeq, a predicted model, not a curated record
CGAACCCAGCAAGCCUUUUGCAAAGCCUGCUGCUUCCUGCUCACAGUCAGGGCAGGCAGAAAAGUUUUCCCAUGGGCCCUAGGGCUAGAGCGGCCAUAUUGUGGGGUGCUAGGGGGUCUGUAGGCUGCAGUGUGGGUACCAGAUCCCCAGGUUUGAGCCCGUGUUAGAAAAGCCCUUUGGUUAAAAUACCACAUAGACGCCCAAGCUCAGGGUUCCCAAUAUGGCUCGGCUGAGUGGAGUCCCACUAACCCUGAGCUUACACUGCAGUGUAGACGUACCCUUAGGAGCAGGGGAAGUUUGGCAGCACAAUCCCUGGGAUUGGCAAGCAUUCAAAACACUCUAAAUCCCACCCACCUGGGCAGAGCGCCUGGACGUUUGGCGUGGCACAUCGGUGUCUGGGGCAUUGCCAGGGUCACUCGGGCAAGGGGAUCCCUUCCAAACCACUCUGCUUUACAGGAACGACUAGCAGACUGGCUUGGAAAUGGCUGGGCCAUGGUUGGGGUGAAGAGAAACUAGGGUAAGGGGGGAAAAGCUAGGGUGAUGCCACUGCCAUGAGGCCAUUUAAAUACUGUAUGUUAUGUGAUAGAGUGACACUGGCACCCUCUAGUCGCCGCAGUCUUCGGAGAGGACGAGCCCUGAAAUCACUGCAGCGGAGCCAACGAUGAAGAAAAGGAUGGGUCCAGGCCUCCUGCUGCUGAUUUUCCUCUUGCUGGCCUACAUGGCCAUGGCCAGGAGAGAGACGCCGUACGAGAAGUUCCAACGGCAGCAUGUCGACACCUCCAGGAGCUGGGAGCCCGACCCCAACCGCUACUGCAACCUCAUGAUGCUGCGGAGGAACAUGACGGUGUCCAGCUGCAAAGAGCUCAACAGCUUCGUCCACGGGGUGCUGGCGGGGGUAGUUGCCAUCUGCAGCUCAGAGGGGACAUGGCAUCAUGGGAACUUUUACUACAGCAACUCGCCCUUCUCAGUCACAGACUGCCAGACCACAGGGGCGUCCCUCUGGCCCCGCUGCAUUUACAGGGGAGUCGUCAGCCAUAAGAGAAUUUGUGUCGCCUGCACAAAUGAGCAGCCUGUGCACUAUGCCCUGCCAUCGGUAUGCAGUGGCCCGUGAGCCGUGGGGCGGACAUGGAGUCCUGCAGCUCCUCUGGGCUUUGGCAAUGCUGGCAGCCCUGCGUGCCCAUAGCUGCUGGACGCCAUCCCCUUCCUCCUCCCCAACAGGGUGUUUGGACACCGCACUGGGGACAGCAACAAAGGCUGUUAUUCCUUUUUCUAUGGCAAAUUAUAGCUGCCCCUUCCCCUCCCCCACCCUCUGCUCCCCCACCGUCUGCUCCCAUUGUAUAAUGUGGGCACCUUUUCCCCAUCCUUUAUCCAUGGAGAGGGAGGCGGGGGGGGGGGGGGUCAAAGUGCAGUGGAGAUGUUACUAGCCUGAGCCCUGGAUGCUGUUUUCUCUUGCUUCUUCCUGCAAUAAAAUACUUUUUGCAAGUGCA